Molecule: messenger RNA, 1128 nt
Organism: Octopus bimaculoides (California two-spot octopus)
Lineage: Eukaryota; Metazoa; Mollusca; Cephalopoda; Octopoda; Octopodidae
Source: RefSeq, a predicted model, not a curated record
AUGACUUCUGGAGAAAACGAAGAGAAAAAGAAUCAGCUUUACAUCAGUGUACCAUCUUUAGUGAUUGUCAUUGUUGUACUGACAGUGUUGUGUGUAGGAUCUGGUGUGUUGUUGGGUUAUUACCUGAAGCUGUCACCGCAAAUUACCAACGCUGCUAAAUUUAGUAAAGCCAUUCAAGUUGACGAUUUAGAAUUGAACAAACAGAAGUCAUGCGAAAAGAGGGAUUUAAAGGCGAACGUUGAAGCGAUGAGUUUUUUAAAUCGCUGUGAAGACGAAAGUUGCAAAGCUGUGACAUGUGACCUGCCAAUAUCACGUAAUUAUAUUGUCUAUCGCACGGCACCAAAAUCUAUCAAAGUGGACGGUUCUUUGGAAGAAACUGCCUGGACAGAAGUACACUGGACAAAGCCAUUUGUCGAUAUACGAGGGGAAGACUUUCCACUACCUCGAUUUGAAACACAGGUGAAACUGCGCUGGGAUGACACUUACCUCUAUGUAGCAGCUCGUUUGCAAGAUACUGAUGUUUGGGCCAACAAGACCUUACAUGAUACCACAGUCUAUCAAGAUAAUGCUUUUCAGUUAUUGCUGGAUACAGAACGAAGCAACCACAAAUACAAAGAAAUUGUGAUAAAUGCACUCGGAACGGUCUCCGAUUCAAUGAUUUCAAGGCCAUAUUUGAAUGACGGUGAACCACUUUUCCUCUGGGAAAGUAAUCUUUUACGAGCUGUCUACAUAGAUGGGCCAAAAUUCGACGGAGGCACUGAUUGGUGGGUUUGGAAUUCGCCGGAAGUUAGUAACAUCCAUCUACCUGACAGGUGGGGCUUGCUGCAAUUUCGCACCGUACCUGUAAACAGCACGAUCUUCCAGCCAGAUCCAUAUCUGCCUCUCCAGAAAGCACUCAGUGAAAUUUAUCAGGCUGAACAUGCAUAUAAAGCAAACACAGGUAAAUACACUGAUGACUUCCGUCGCUUGAAACUACCGCCGUACGUCACAUCCGGUCAUUGUAUGCAAAAACCUCGUAUAAAACUAGACUGGGGUGGUUUUAUUGCAAGUACGAAACCAUUGGGAAAUAGUUUGAACCAGCUGAACAUCAGAACAGAUCGAUAUAUGUGGAUCGGUGAACAGACGUAA